This is a messenger RNA of Xenopus laevis (African clawed frog), 3557 nucleotides long. Its product is annotated as serine/threonine-protein kinase mig-15. The coding region runs from base 1576 to 2031 and encodes 151 amino acids. NCBI's taxonomy places the organism in Eukaryota, Metazoa, Chordata, Amphibia, Anura, Pipidae. The transcript has 7 exons. The record is from RefSeq and is a predicted model, not a curated record.
CAGGAAGCUCCUAGUGAAUCUGGCAAUACCAUCUGCCAAGUAAGUACAGAAUAAUUGCAAAUAAAACACCCAUCCCUAAAUAUUACAUUUAAAUUAUUGACACUUCUUCUCUAAAAUACUGAGUUGAUUCAAUAACUUGUCUUUUAUCUCUUAACCAGGAACCACCAGAAAACACUGACAACCAGGAACUUCCUAUUGAAUGCGGCAAUACUAUCUGCCAAGUAAGUACAGAAUAAUUGCAAAUAAAACACCCAUCCCUAAAUAUUACAUUUAAAUUAUUUACAUAGUUUCUCUAAAAUGCUGAGUUGAUUCAAUAACUUGUCUUUUAUCUCUUAACCAGGAACCACCAGAAAAUACUGGCAACCAGGAAGCUCCUAUUGAAUCUGGCAAUACCAUCUGCCAAGUAAGUACAGAAUAAUUGUAAAUAAAACACCCAUCCCUAAAUAUUACAUUUAAAUUAUUUACAUAGUUUCUCUAAAAUUCUGAGUUGAUUUGAUAACUUGUCUUUUAUCUCUUAACCAGGAACCAUCAGAAAACACUGAGAACCAGGAACUUCCGAUUGAACCAUCCAAUACCAUCUGCCAAGUAAGUACAGAAUAAUUGCAAUUAAAACACCUAUCAUUAAAUAUUACAUUUAAAUUAUUUACACUUCUCUAAAAAGCUGAGUUGAUUUGAUAACUUGACUUUUAUCUCUUAACCAGGAACCACCAGAAACUCCUGGCAAAACCAAUACCAAUACCAAUUGUAGUAAAGAAACAUAACAUUGUUUGAAGUUGUGUGAAUUUUACCAAAAUUAUUUUAGAGAUUUAACUAUAGCAUUAUAGGGAGUUGAUCAUUUAACUAACUUUAUAAUGGGCAGAUUUAUCAAGGGUCAAAGUGAAAAUUCAAAUUUUGACUAUUUUUAUGGCCAAAGCUGACAAACUUUAAUAAUAAUAAACUUUAAUAAUAAAUAAGCAUUAAAAGCCUGAGCGGCUUAAAUCGGAGUUUGUAGCAGCCAAUAUUGAGAUAAGUUCGGACCUUGAUAAAUAACCCCCUAUAUGUGUGAACCUAAUUAUGUUAACUAACAUAUAGACACCCCCUAUCAGGCCCAGACUGGCAACCUAUGGGUUCUGGCAAAUGCCAGAGGGGCUGCUAUAAGGUGCCAUAGAAAGUCAGUAUUUAGUGGGCUGGUGGGGGGCUGUUUGGGCCUCUAUGUGGGCUGAUUGGGCCUCUGUGUACCUGAAAUGCCAGGGCCUAUUUUAUUCUAAGUCCGGACCUGACCCCUAUCCCUGUCGUUCAGAUUAUAAUUUUAGCAGGUUUCCAAAAACAGUUGAUCUGAAAAAAACUUUUUUUUGUCUUCCCCAGGAGAAUCAACAUAAAAUUGCAGAUAAAUACCCGGUAAGCAGCUGUUAAACUGUAUUUUGGAACACUAAACAAAGCAAAAGCACAACUUUAAUGGUUUGAAUUAAAUAUUCCAACCCUUAGCCUUCUCCCGAAUACACCAAUUCCCAGUUCCCCCUAUACUUCCUGUGCUUCUUUCAUUUGUCCAAUGUCAUUGUAUUUGUCAUGUUUUUAAUAAAAUGUUUUUUUUUUUAGAUGCCCAGGAGAUAUCUGCAGCUCUUAGAGCCGGGUUGUGAGGACAACUAUGGAAAGAACUAUAAUGGAUGGCACCGUAAAGAGCAAAAAGAAGUGGCCAUCACCAUCAUUAAGGAUAUUGAGAACAAAAAAGCAAUCCAGAGAGAAGUUGACAUCCUAGAAGCGGUGAAGGGCCACAAAAAUGUGAUCGGCUUUUACGGGGCAUUUUACCACCCUGCCUCUGUGAAGAUGCCGGAACGUGAAGGGCUGUGGAUUUCUAUGGAGCGUUGGUCUGGUGUAUCCGUGCAAGACCUCAUCAACACCAGACGCUCCCUGUCAGAGGACUGGAUUGCCUAUAUCUGCAGGGAGGUGCUACAGGGCCUGUGUCAUCUUCAUAAACAGGAGGUCAUCCAUCACGACCUGAGGCCCCAGAAUAUCAUAGUGACAUCAUCCGCUGAUGUAAAGAUCAGUAAGUGACGCUUGGAAUCUGAACAAAGGGAUAGUAUCUUCUAUCUCCAUGGUGUAUAUUGGUGGGUCACAUUAAUAAAUGAACGUUAAAAUAAAAUUCUCGCUUUUUUCCUAUCAUUUCAGCCGACUUCAGCUCUGCCACCAUGGGAAUAAGCAGUGUUAGUACUUCUGGGACUAUUCCAUACAUGGCCCCAGAAGUACUCAGCAACAUUAGUACCAAGACCAUCCGUUACAACUCUAAGGUAUAGUGAUGUCUUCUCUCUCGCUUUAUAUGUAACGUCACUCACUUCACAUACCCCUCUCAUAAAGCUGUAAAGUGGCUUCUAUGAUUGAGACACACUCAGUCUGGGGUCUUUGGGGUCACUCUUUAGAGAUGACAGUCACAUCACUUCACUCUUUGAAAUGUUUCAUAUCAGUACAAAAGUCGUACUUUGUAUUUUAUACAGAGAAACCUUCAUUUCACACCACUGAUUUUAUGUUUUUCCCACAGUCUACACAUUUCUGUUGUGACCCCAACAUUAUAAAAUAUCUCAUAAAUUUCCUUGAGUUUAUAUGUUUACACAAUUUCUUUUCUGGUCCCUUGAAACACAUAAAAAUGGGUUCUGCUAUCUUUUGAUAUUGUGUAUUCCAAAUAGAAUCACUGUCAGGGUGUGGAUAGAUACAUAGCAAAAGUGCCUGAAUUAUCUGUAAUUGGAAUUCUUCAUGUGGCCUGUGUAUAUUCUUGUCUAAUUGCCUUUUUCCCCAAAUUUUAAUAUUUAGGCUGAUAUAUGGUCAUUGGGAAUAUCGGCGCUGGAAAUGGCAGAAGGAUAUUAUCCAUUCAGCAGAUUUCCCGAAAACAAAUUAAUGAAGAGGGUUAUGCAUGGUCCCGCACCAACAUUACUAUGGGACAAAUGGAGUGACAACUUUCGUGCAUUCAUCAGAGAAAUCCUCCAAAAGAAUGCAGCUUGGAGACCCUCUGCAGAGCAGCUACUGUCACACCCCUUUAUAUCAAAUAUCUCGAAUGAAAGGGGUGUGACUGAUUCCAUCAAGUGGUACGUGCAUUAAGGUAAGGGAACUGCUCAUUCUCAUUAUAAUUCACUUGAUGUAUACACUAUAUCCAUCUACUGCUCAUUCAUGCAAUAAUAAAGGCCAAGACUGCAGAGGUCAUUGAACUAGGCCAAAUCUAUGAGAGAGACAAACAUAUUGAGAUGGGAGAAAAUGUUAUUAUUAAAUAGUUGUAGUUGACCAAUUAAUUAGCAAAAGGGAUGGGAUAUAAAACACGCAGCACAUAUAAAGCAGAGAUAAAAUGGCAGAAUUAUUGUACAAACAGCUUCUCCAUGACUAACACUGAUCAAUCUUUCCUUAGCAAUGAAGAACUGAAGAAAUAGCAGCCAUCGGGGGAGGGACGGGGGCACAAUUGCAGGGCCCUAAUAUCAUCUUUGGGCCCCGCAGAAAAACAUGGUCCCGAUGGCGGCUUUAGAAGAUUGACAACAUCAGCUUUAGAAGAUUAACAUCAAAAUGAUAUUUUACAUUCUUCAAUAAACAUCUUAAAAUUA